Molecule: messenger RNA, 2260 nt
Organism: Pseudogymnoascus verrucosus
Lineage: Eukaryota; Fungi; Ascomycota; Leotiomycetes; Thelebolales; Thelebolaceae
Exons: 1
Coding region: 272-2182 (636 amino acids)
Molecular function (GO): hydrolase activity, hydrolyzing O-glycosyl compounds
Source: RefSeq, a predicted model, not a curated record
GGAAGAGCUUGACAGGGUAAGAUUGUCGUUUCAUAGAGUGUUCCUCACUAAUAUUACCUUAACCCCGGAUCUACUCCAAUACUUUACGCUUGGAAUAACCCCGCAUUAAAUUAUCUCGGGGAAAUUCCAAGGCCCCGAGAGACUUUGGCAUCACCGCCCAUGGUAUAUAAAAGAGCUAUGAUGUCCCCCCAAGAGUUAUUUUGAAGGCAGUCCUCUAAUUUCUUUUCCCACCUGCAUCAUUAGGAGUCUGACCUCAAUAUCCGCAGUCAAGAUGUUUUCUGCGAAGCAGAUUUGGCCACUGCUGCUUAUUGCCAGCCUCCUCGAUACCUCUCAGGGUGCUGUCUUAGAACGCAAAUCAAAUGCGGCUGGACACUUGACUUCCUCCAAUCGGACUGCAACUACAUCUAAGUUGAACACAUGGUGGCACCCUACCGGAGAGAUCAACACCCAGACCCCAGUGGAGGUUGGCAAUGUCAGACAAUCGCAUCUGUACUCCGUUCAGGUGGCAACAUCUAAGGCUUCUAAUGACUACUAUGACUCCUUUGUCUACGAGACAAUCCCACGGAACGGCAAUGGCAAGAUCUGCCUUCCUGGAGACCUCGAGUCAUUGUGUGAUGAAUGGGAUCAGAUUACGCUCGAGGUCGAUGUUGGGAUCACGAUGGGUUGGACUCAGUUCUUGUACGGGUCGGAUGUGGUAGUCAAGGUAUCUAGGAACAAUGGCAAGAAGAUCUCUGCUAAGGACGUUAUCAUUCGGCCCUCGAAUCUUAACUACCGUAUCAAGGCAGCGGGUGGCGACGCUCUUAUCACUGUGCCCUACAACCCCAACGGAGUUCGUUUCUCAGUUGAACUUAAGGAUGAUCUCUUUGAGUAUCGCAUCGGCCGUGAGGGGGAAGGCUCCCAAUACGUCCAAAACGAGAAGCCAGAUGGUUAUGGAUACGUCCCGAGUUACGACGACAGCAUGCCGAUUGUUGGAGUUGAACCACGGAAUGCUCUUUUGAUCUUUGCCAGCCCAUUCCCCUCCAAGGAUCUGAUUCCAAACGACGAGGCCAACACCCUGCGAGUCAAACCUGGCCUCGUGACCGGCUUAGACCAGACUGAUAAGUCCAUCGUCUACUUUGCCCCAGGGGUAUACUACUUCACCGCCAAAGCCCGCGCAGUUCUUGCUGCGUCCGUUACUUGGGUUUACAUUGCUCCUGGCGCUUACGUCAAGGGGGCCAUUGAGUACAACAGUCCAGAACCAGAGCUAAAGGCGACUGGAUUUGGUGUGCUCUCAGGUGAACAGUACGUUUAUCAAGCUAACACAGCCGAGGGCUACAAAAACAUAAAGAGCGACGCUACUUCGCUGAAGUUAUGGCGAGGAAACAACGUCCAACCAGGUGCGAGAUGGACUAUCAAUGGCCUGACCACAAACUCACCUCCAUUCAAUUCGAUGGACUUCUACGCCUCCGAUGCAUCGAAAAUGGAAGAGUUCAGUAUCCACGCGUCGGAUUACAAGCAAGUUGGUGCGUUCUUCGGUCAGACGGACGGAAUCCAAAUGUAUCCAAACAGCCAUGUUCACGACGUCUUCUACCACGCUGGAGACGAUGUUAUCAAGACCUACUAUUCCAACGUCCUUGCUGAGAGAAUCGUGGCCUGGAAAACCAACACUGCUCCUAUCAUUCAAUUCGGAUGGUACCAGCGUAACUUGACGAACAUCACAGUCGACCAUGUCGACCUCAUUCACUCGCGAUAUAUUUCUCAGCAAACCAAGUAUCCAUACGCGCUUGUAGGCUCUUCCGCAAGCUACUUGGAUGAUUCAUCCACCUCGACCGCCGACACCAGCUCGCACAUCACUAACUACACAGUAUCCAACUGGCGAGCGGAAGGACACUCCCCGGCACUUUUUGGCGUCAACCCGUUGUCUAAUAUCGAUAACUUCAAAAUAGAAAAUGUAUGGAUUGAGUCCCUUGAGCCCAGAUCGACAAAUGUUGGCAGGAGCAGGCUUAGCGCCUUUACUGAUGCCAGCGACGACAACAAACCAGUUUUGCUUGGUGAGAACUCGCCCAACAAGAUCGGUCUGUUGAUUAAGAACUUCUAUGUUGGUGAUGAGCAUAUUACCAUCAAGGCAGGCAAUUGGGACUUAAACUCGCUUGGGAACUUGAAUUUCGACCCGUCGUACUGGGGGAGGUGGACUGCGGAGUGAUGAUGUUGUUAAGGAAAGUUGGUAUUAUUAUGGCCUUGGAGGAGGAUCUCUCCGCCAAGUCGGUAGCCUGUAAUAUCA